This is a messenger RNA of Lactuca saligna, 1923 nucleotides long. Lineage: Eukaryota; Viridiplantae; Streptophyta; Magnoliopsida; Asterales; Asteraceae. The record is from the annotation of a GenBank genome assembly.
CUUGCCUCUUGGCAACCGGGAAAGAUGAAAACACUUCAAGUGGGCUUCGAAGGGACCCAUUCCCUUUUAUUUUGGGUGGUGUAACAAAUUCACCGGUUUUCAUGAAUCACAAAGAGAGUCACAGUUGACCUUCUCUUUCCGUAUCCUCCUCCAUCGUCACCCUCCCUCUGCCAUACUCUUACUGUUUCCCACUUCUCUAUUCUAUUUUAAGCCAUCUCCUCUCAACCAUCCACUCUUUGAUUCUUUGCUCUUUUAAAACCUCACAUCUCUCACUCAACUCAUUCCAAUUUCUCUCUUAUACAUACACUCUUUGCGUAUACUGACUGUUCUUCAUCUGGGUUCUUCGUUUCUCGUCCAAAGAUUGAAAAUGAUGCAUGAAAAAGCAAUCCUUGAUCCCGGUGGAGAAAUGGAAGUAAGUUUCGAAUAUCAAUGCAACACCACCGAUGGAUACGACAUUCCCACCGGAAAAAAGCUCGUAAGAAACAACAGUUCUUUCACUUGUCUCUCAGGAGCAGCCAUUAGCGCCAACGCAACAUUAGCAAACACAAAUAUCUGCAACGGAUUAAUCAGUUCAGAAAUUCUCCCAUCGAUCGAUUCCCCCAAAUCAUUUCGAAGAAUACCGUCUUCUCCAUCGUUCUCAAAAUUAGAUCUACUAUCGUCUUCUUUCCAAAGCAGUAUGUCUAAUCUGAGUUGUAGUCCAUCAACCCCUGAAAAUCUCGAUUUCGAUUCGUUUCUAUCAAAACCCUUGAGUUUACCUUCGAGAAGCGAAGAUUUUCUUAACGCGAUUGAAGUGCAAGUCGCUGGUGGUGCCGCCGGUGAAGAUAGGGUUCAGGCGGUGUGCUCGGAGGAGAACGGUUGGCUUUUCUGCGCGAUUUACGAUGGGUUUAAUGGACGGGAUGCGGCUGAUUUUUUAGCGGGUACGUUUUAUGAAACGAUUAGGUUUAACCUAAAUUCAUUAGACAUCGAUUACUCCAACGAAUUUACAAAUGGAUUUGACGAUUACUUUCUUGGAGAUGGUGACAUGGGGGUAGUCCCCCGACGACCUAAAAAUCAAGUUCUUGAAAGCUUACAGCGUGCGCUCAAUCAAGCGGAAAAUGAUUUCUUGUUUAUGGUUGAACAAGAAAUGGAGGAUCGACCCGAUAUAGUUUCAGUCGGAUCUUGUGUUCUUGUUGGCCUUAUUCAUGGAAAGAAUCUGUACAUACUCAAUUUAGGCGAUAGUAGAGCAGUUUUAGCAACCGAUGAUGAUGAAAAUGAAAACAAAAACAAAAUCAAUGAAUUUACAGGGUUGAAAGCAGUGCAGUUAACAGAUAGUCAUACAGUUGAUAACGAAUUUGAAAGAAGCCAAGUUAUUAGCGAACAUCCUGAUGAUCCAAAAACAAUCAUGCAUGGAAAAGUGAAAGGAAAGUUAAAGGUUACUAGGGCUUUUGGCGUUGGGUAUUUGAAAAAGAAAGUUCUGAAUGAUGCUUUGAUGGGUAUUCUUCGUGUUCGUAAUCUUCUAAGUCCUCCAUAUGUUUCUGUCCAACCAUCGUUGUAUAUGCAUGAAAUUUCAAGCUCUGAUCAUUUUGUGAUAUUUGGAAGUGAUGGUUUAUUUGAUUUUUUCACCAAUGAGGAAGCUGUGAAGCUUGUUCAUUCUUAUAUAUCCACCAAACCAUCUGGAGAUCCAGCCAAAUAUCUUUUGGAGCAGCUUGUUCUCAAAGCCGCUUGUUCUGCAGGUUUUAGUACGGAAGAGCUAAUGAGUGUUCCGGCUGGGAGGAGAAGGAAAUAUCAUGAUGAUGUGACGGUUAUUGUUAUAAUCCUUGAAAACCAGAGUCUAAGUUUUAACAGUUACAGUGGUCGUCCCAGAUGAUAGCAACAAGGGCGACUGACAUGGCUCAUCCUUCCAAGGGGCUCCAAAAUUUUUGGCAUUAUGUUAGGAGUCAUAGU